Messenger RNA from Aspergillus chevalieri, 3054 nucleotides. It is a transcript of the gene SFB3, whose product is annotated as Sec23/Sec24 family protein. The record is from RefSeq and is a predicted model, not a curated record. Gene Ontology annotation, biological process: endoplasmic reticulum to Golgi vesicle-mediated transport; intracellular protein transport; COPII-coated vesicle cargo loading. Gene Ontology annotation, cellular component: COPII vesicle coat; endoplasmic reticulum exit site. The coding region runs from base 1 to 3054 and encodes 1017 amino acids. Gene Ontology annotation, molecular function: zinc ion binding; SNARE binding. Lineage: Eukaryota; Fungi; Ascomycota; Eurotiomycetes; Eurotiales; Aspergillaceae. The transcript is spliced from 6 exons.
AUGGCGGAUAAUCCGAUGUAUCAGUACUACGGCCAGGCCGCGGCGCCUGGUGAAGACCCCUCAAAUCCCAAUCGUCAACAAUAUCUUUCUCCUUACCAUCCUCCCUCUUACGCUCCCGGAAGCGUCCCUCCCCAACCCGCCUACGGCUCGCCAGCUCCGAAUCAGUGGCCCCCCUCCGCCUAUGGCUCCCCGGCUCCUCAACCACCACAGCAACAGCAAUACCCAUUCCCGCAACAACCUACGAGCAUCGCCCCUACUCCCCAAUUCGCCUAUGCAGGGUCACCAGCACCAAUGGGAGCUGCCCCCACCGACCCGGGAAUGGCGGGGCUGACGUCGCAAAUGAGCGGGUUGGGUAUCAUGGGAGACGGCGCUCCCCGGGCACAUAAGAAGAAACACCGACAUGCGCACCAUGAUAUUGGCGGUCCCGCAGCUCCUGCGCCAGUCACCGGAGAGCCAGCGUCGCAGUUCCUGAAUACCGGUUUGAACCAGGCCCCGCGGGCCGAAUCACCUGCAGUCGCUCCUCAGGCCAUGGCCGGCGCCAGUCCAGGCAUGAUUCCGCAGCCUGGGAUUCCCGGUACUAUGGGUGGUGGUUCUGUGCCUACUCAAGGAAAGGUCGACCCGGAGCAAAUCCCCAGUGUCCCCCGGGCACGCGACGUCUACACGCAGUACUACUAUAACCAGGUGUACCCGACGAUGGAAUGGCAUAACCCUCCCCCGGCUGCAGUCCCGUUUUUCGCCCACGACCAAGGCAAUUCUUCUCCCAAGUAUGCCCGCUUGACACUUAAUAACAUCCCGACUACCUCCAACUUCCUUGCUUCUACGGGUUUACCGCUGGGUAUGGUCCUACAGCCAUUAGCGCGCUUGAGCCCGGGAGAACAACAGAUACCUGUGUUGGACUUUGGGGAUGUUGGUCCUCCGCGGUGCCGGAGAUGCAGAGCCUACAUCAAUCCUUUCAUGACAUUUAGAUCCGGAGGGAACAAGUUUGUCUGCAACAUGUGUACCUUCCCGAACGAUGUGCCACCAGAGUACUUUGCCCCAAUUGAUCAAACGGGAGCACGCAUCGACCGUAUGCAGCGGCCGGAGUUGAUGAUGGGUACAGUGGAGUUUUUGGUUCCAAAGGAAUACUGGAAUAAGGAGCCUGUUGGUUUGCAAUGGCUGUUCUUGAUCGAUGUCAGUCAAGAUUCGAUCAACCGGGGGUUCGUGAAGGGAGUUUGCAGGGGUAUCUUGGAGGCUCUUUAUGGCGAGGAUAACCAGGAGAAUCCAGAGGAAGAGUCGGUGCGGAGAAUACCUGAAGGGUCAAAGAUUGGUAUUGUCACUUUUGAUCGGGAAGUGCAGUUCUAUAACCUCAGUGCACAACUCGAUCAAGCGCAAAUGAUGGUUAUGACCGACCUCGAAGAACCUUUUGUUCCUCUUGUCGAAGGGCUCUUCGUUGACCCUUACGAGUCCAAGGAUGUGGUAUCCUCCCUCUUGCAACGAAUCCCGACGAUGUUCUCCCACGUUAAGAACCCCGAACCUGCGGUGCUCCCUGCCCUGAACGCUGCACUGUCUGCUCUGCAGGCCACCGGCGGAAAGGUUGUUUGCUCAGUGGCGAGCCUGCCAACCGCAAGCCCUGGGAAACUGGUCAUGAGAGAAGACCCGAAACUGCACGGCACGGAUGCAGAGAAGAAACUGUUCAACACGGAACACCAGGAUUGGAAGAAGACUGGCUCUAAACUAGCGGAAGCUGGCAUUGGAGUGGACAUGUUCAUCGCAGCACCUGGUGGCGUCUACAUGGAUGUUGCCACCAUGGGCUAUGUUUCCGGUGUCACUGGCGGAGAGACAUUCUUCUAUCCUAACUUCCAUUCCCCCAGAGAUCUGCUGAAGUUAUCGAAGGAACUGACACAUGCUGUCACCCGUGAGACCGGGUACCAAGCGUUGAUGAAGGUCCGAUGCUCAAACGGUCUCCAGGUUUCGAAUUACCAUGGAAACUUCCUGCAACACACGUUCGGCGCCGAUUUGGAGAUUGGUAGCAUUGACGCGGACAAGGCGCUUGGCGUGCUAUUCAGCUACGAUGGCAAACUGGAUCCCAAGUUGGAUGCGCACUUCCAAGCCGCACUUUUGUACACGUCAGCGGAUGGGCAACGUCGGGUGCGAUGUAUCAACGUGGUGGCGGCUGCCAACGAAGGAGGAAUGGAUACCAUGAAGAGCAUUGACCAGGAUGCGGUUAUCAGUCUUGUUGCCAAAGAGGCCGCUUCGAAAACGUUGGACAAGUCGCUUAAGGAUAUUCGGGCGAGCGUUCUGGAGAAAACCGUGGACAUUCUUAGUGGCUACCGUAGGAUCUUCUCAGGGUCUCAUCCGCCGGGACAGUUAGUGCUGCCGGAGAACCUGAAAGAGUACUCGAUGUUCAUGCUGAGUUUGGUCAAAUCUCGGGCAUUCAAGGGUGGACACGAAUCUUCUGACCGCCGUGUACAUGACAUGCGGAUGAUCCGGUCGAUUGGAUGUACAGAGCUAUCAUUGUAUCUGUAUCCCAGGAUUGUCCCGAUCCACAACAUGCAGCCCGAGGAUGGGUUCCCGAACGAAAGAGGGCAACUGCAAGUUCCCCCGUCGCUACGGGCCAGCUUCUCGAAGGUCGAAGAAGGCGGCGCAUAUCUGGUAGACAACGGGCAAGUGUGCUUGCUGUGGCUGCACUCGCAAGUAUCACCGAACCUCCUCGAGGAUCUCUUCGGACCGGACCACACAUCACUGCAAUCACUCAGCGCGCAAAUGUCCUCACUCCCAGUCCUGGAAACACACCUCAACGCGCAAGUGCGUAACCUGCUACAGUACUUCUCUGAAAUCCGCGGAUCAAAGGCCGUAACAAUCCAACUGGCACGCCAGGGCAUGGACGGCGCCGAGUACGAGUUUGCGCGGCUACUGGUGGAAGACCGGAACAAUGAGGCCCAAAGCUACGUCGAUUGGCUGGUGCACCUGCAUCGACAAAUCAACCUGGAGCUGGCGGGUCACCGACCGAAGGACGAGGUGGCGGGAGAAGGGACAUUCUCUACACUGGCGGCGAUGCGGACGCCAUACUGGUGA